This is a messenger RNA of Vicia faba (fava bean), 918 nucleotides long. The record is from the annotation of a GenBank genome assembly. NCBI's taxonomy places the organism in Eukaryota, Viridiplantae, Streptophyta, Magnoliopsida, Fabales, Fabaceae.
AUGGCGUUGCUGCUCGACCCUGUUGUGUAUUCUGCAACAAAGAUGUUCCAGGCACAUGUAAUUUCAUUGGUUUCUAAAGUCAUUGAUUCUGGCUUAUCUUCGUCUUCGGGGAAUUUGACUCUAGAUAUAAGCUACUACUUAGCGACAUUUCAAAAAUCUGUCAGUUUAUACUCUAAGCAUGUGUCUAGCUUGCAAAUGGGUAGUUGUUGCAUCGAAUUGAGUUGUGCCUAUAAUAGAACCAUGUUUGAGAGAGGUCUUCCAAUUUUUGAAUCUUAUAUUCAGGAAGGAACACACACUAAAUUAAAUCAAGUCUUAUCAAAAUCAAAUAGUUCAUUGGACUCUUACGGUUGCAAAAUGUCAUCUAAAAUAAAAGUUGAUUUUUUGACUGAGUACAUAGAAUAUAUGAAAGGGAGACAAUACAUAUUUGCUGAUUCAUGCCGAGGUAAGGCUGCCUCAACCUUAGAUUACAUAAUUCAUCAAGCUUUUUCUCAAGAUGUUGCUGGAGAUUUAUUGUAUUUAAAGAAAAACACUAAUGCUGAAGAUAUUUAUCUUCUUGCAUCCAUAUUGAAGUUAAUGAGUGUUUCACUGCUACAAGCAAUUAAAUGUCUAAGUAAGAGUGAUGAUUCAGGCCUUGCUGCACAAUAUGUUGAAAAAUCAGCAAACAAACCAUGGAAAUAUUUCAUUGAGAGCUUACGUUUGUGUUCAGAACAUGAAAAUGUACCGGGCAAUAAGGCAGUUUUAGAGAUGCAUUGCAUGGUUAAGCUUCAGGAAGCAUUGAAGGAUACUUGCGACGUGAAUUGGGUAGUGGAAGUCGACUAUGUAGCUCCUGGUUGCUUUAUGUAUCUUGUUGAAUGGUUACUGCUAUUGACAUCAUGCUUGAAGGGGUCCAUUUAUGCUACAAAGUCAUCUUUCACUUAA